This is a messenger RNA of Symbiodinium pilosum, 2769 nucleotides long. The record is from the annotation of a GenBank genome assembly. NCBI's taxonomy places the organism in Eukaryota, Dinophyceae, Suessiales, Symbiodiniaceae.
AUGGCGCACCGUCGCGCGCGGCGGGAAUCGUACAGUAGCGGUGGCUUUGCCUCGGCUGAGCACACCCGCGACUCGGUCAGCUGGCUGACGUCGCGGCUGUCGCCAGAAUCGGCCCUGGAAGAAGCUCGGUCGGAGCAACUCCAAAGAGCCGACGCCGCCUACAAGAACCACGAGCUAGGCGCCAACCAUGUUGAAGGCCGUGCUAUACGGGUGUCAGGCACCGGCACGAGCCUAGAUCCCGCUAUUGACCCCGAGGAGGGUGAUUUCAGCGAGGAGCAGGCAGAGGCUUGGAACCGCACGCUACGCAGGCUCUGGGUACGCCAGUCACAGCGGAUUGGCAAGGGCAACAAGCCGCAGUGGCGUGUGCAGCAGCUGCUGACUCGACACCUUGAGCGGCACGGCGAGUGGUUCCUGCUGAUUGGUGACAGGUACGAUCCCUUGUCGCCAACAACCCUCAAGAUUGAGGUGAUUCAUCCGAACCGAGUGGAGUCGCCGCCAGAGAAGGCCGGCGAUCCGACAGUGCGGAUGGGAGUUCAGCUAAACGGCGACGGGGAGGCGGUCGGCUACUACGUGCGAGAUUCGCACCCGGGGGACACGCGAGACAGCCGCGUUAGCUAUCGAUACGUUCCAUCCUACUACGCCAACGGCCUGCCCCGCCUGCUUCAUUACUUUGAAGAGACUGAAGCUGGCGUGCACCGCGGAUACCCCCGCAUGCAGGUCUCCUUCAAGCGGAUGAAGGACUCUGACGAGUACAGCGCGGCGGAGCUCGACCGUAACUACAACGCGUCGUGCAACGUGGGGGUUAUCCACACCGAUGCGGAUGAGGAUGACGUCCUAGAUGAUAUCAGCCCCGGCGGACUUGUCACCAACUACCGUGGCGAGCGGCUUCGCACUAUGCAGCCCGGCGAGUACCAGUAUGCCGGCGUUGCUGACAGGGUCACCUUCAACAAUCCGCAAGGAGCCCCUGCCACGUUCGGCGAGUUUCAGAUGUUCCAGGCGACGAUGAUUGCCGCCGGAGCAGGCACCAGCUACCCGUUUAUAUCGAACGACUUUCGUGGGCUGAACUACAACACACUGAAGGUGGUUUGGAACGCCGAAGAGGCCGCGUGCGAUGUCGCUCACCAGGCGCAGGCUGAUGCGUUGGUUUGGGUGUAUUGGCACUUUGUGAACCGAUGCAUUCUGGUGGCCAACGCAAUCGACGUUGAGGUUUCUGCGUACCGAUCAGAGCCCUGGGUGUACUCCGCUGUGCGGGUUAUCCCGCCUGCUCGCCGGUCAAUCGACCCGGCUCGAGAGGACAACGCCGAAAUCCGCCUCAUUGAGAACGGAAUCAAGCCGGCCAGCGAUCUCGUUGAGCGGAAGAACGGCCAACCGGCGCCAGCGGUCUACAAGCGAAUCAAGCGAGACAAGGCGCAGCGGGAGGCUGAGGGAGUUGCGCCGGUCGAGAGGGCGCCGUCAGGGCAGACCAUGCCGGGCGACCUCAACGACGAAUCCAGCGAAGCCAAUAGCGAACGGCAGGAGGCCAUAUCGCAGCCGCUACGGUACUACCGGACCACGCCGACGAAGGCGGCCGAGAAGCUGCCGGUCGACCGGAAGGGCGGAAAGUUUGGCGCCGGCGUGAUCCGCAAUGCGUCCCUGCUGACGGUGGGUGAGGCGUUGGGGCACUACGAAUGGGUGGACGCCGAGUUCACCGAAUCGGUGGCCGCCUACGUCAACGGCCUCAACAAAGGCGCCAAGGUGCGAUUUACGCACCCCAGCUUGUCGGGCGAUGGACUAGGCCGGUUCAUGGGGCGGGCGUUCGACGCCCAGUACAUCGCUGAAACGGGUCAGGCUGUCGCCGACAUUCAUCUAGCGAAGUCGUCGCACGAGACGCCGGACGGUGACCUGGGCAAGUACGUCAUGGACCUGGCGGAAGAGGACCCGGAAGCGUUCGCCAUUUCGAUUGCGUUUGAACGUGACCGCAAGGCCGAGCGCGUCUUCGCUGAGGAGCACACGGAAGAGGACGAGUUUGCGUCGCCAGACGAGGCAAACGCCAACAACUAUCCGCACGUUCGGUUGAAGGCGUUGAUUGCCGCCGACUUCGUGGACGAGCCCGCCGCCAACCCCGGCGGCCUGUUCCACCGCGGACACGAGAUCGCCGCGGAGGCCGACAAGCUUUGCGCGUAUGCGUUGGGGCUCUCGGAUGAGAAGCCCGACACGGAUUGUUUUUCUGCUGACGCGGACCGCGUACAAGCGUUUGCUCAGCGUUUUCUUAACUCAAGGGAACUGACGAUCAUGUCAAAGAACCCCGAGACGACGCCCGAGCAAAAGCAGGGCGAGACCGUUACCAAGGAGCAGUAUGACGCCUUGGCGGCAAAGCUGGACGACGUGGUCAACAAGUACGAAGCCCUGUCGGACAAGUACAGCAAGGCCGUCGACGAGAAGGUAGAAGCCGCUGCCGAUGAGCAGGAGGCUGAGGCGAAGUUCUCCGCCGAGCAAAAGCGGGUGGCGGACCUCUACAAGCUAGCCACCUCCGCUGGCUUGGACGAUGCAAACGGCGUCGCUGAGAAGUGGGCUGAGCAGGGCCUGUCGGUGGUGGAGGCAAAGGCGGCGCUUGCCGACAAGAUGCUGGCCGCCAAUGGCCUGACUGACGACGGAGGCCAGCCAGAGGAAGACCCGCACGCGGGGCUAAAGGCUGCGUACCGCGCCAACCCCUACUACAAGGCCGAGGGCAUCAGCGAGGAAGACUUCGUAGCAAUGCAGCUCGAGCUGGACGAAAACGGCGGCCUGUAG